AUGGCAGAACAAGCAAGCCCCAAGUUUGAAGGCUGGCUAGGCAAGUCCCCAGAUGCCAUCAAUGGAAAGAUGGAAUGGGGAGAAUACGAGCCCAAGAAAUGGACUGAGGAUGAUGUGGACAUAGAGAUAUCACACUGCGGUAUUUGCGGUAGUGACUUACACACAUUGAAGUCUGGCUGGGGCCCGACUCCCUACCCUUGUGUCGUGGGCCACGAGAUCGUCGGCAAGGCAGUACGUGUAGGAGCGAACGUGAAGCAUGUCAAAGUUGGCGAUCGCGUUGGAGUUGGUGCACAAGCAAGAACUUGCCAGAAGAGCACCUGCCCGGAAUGCUCGAACGGCUUGGAGACCUAUUGCCGAGAAGGCUUAAUCAACACCUACGGCUCCAUUUACCCGGAGGGAGAAGGCAAAACUUAUGGCGGCUAUGCGGACUACAACCGUACAAACGGCCAUUGGGUCUUCAAGAUUCCGGAUGGAGUUGAUUCAGCCAGCGUCGCUCCGAUGCUUUGUGGUGGCAUUACCGUGUAUUCGCCCCUAAAGCAAAAUGGCUGUGGACCAGGCAAGACAGUGGGAAUUGUUGGUGUUGGCGGUUUGGGUCACUUUGGUAUUCUUUUUGCCAAAGCCCUGGGAGCCGACAAGGUCGUGGGUAUCUCGAGAAAGGAAGACAAGAGGGAGGACGCACUGAAACUCGGUGCCGAUGAGUACAUUGCUACGGGCGAGGAGAAAGAUUGGGCAACGAAGCACCAACGAACCCUGGACCUCAUCGUCAGUACAGUGUCUCAUUCAAAGAUGCCUUUGAAUGAAUAUCUUGCUCUUCUAAAAGUAAGGGGGACUUUGAUUCAAGUUGGCGCCCCUGAUGGAGGCGAGCUUCCCCCCGUCAAUGCAUUCCAGCUGAUUUCGAAUGGAAGCAAAAUCGGCGGUAGCGCUACAGGAUCCCCUUGGGAAAUAAGAGAAAUGUUGCAGCUAGCAGCAGAUAAGAAGAUCAAGUCUUGGAUUCAGGAACGACCUCUAAAGGACGCUAACCAGGCGAUCAUCGAUAUGGAGGAGGGUAAAGCCCGUUAUCGAUACGUACUCGUAAAUGAGAACUUUGGCAAGCAUUAG
Daldinia childiae is the source of this 1098-nucleotide messenger RNA. Its product is annotated as NADP-dependent alcohol dehydrogenase 6. Bases 1 to 1098 code for a protein of 365 amino acids. Gene Ontology annotation, molecular function: zinc ion binding; alcohol dehydrogenase (NADP+) activity. NCBI's taxonomy places the organism in Eukaryota, Fungi, Ascomycota, Sordariomycetes, Xylariales, Hypoxylaceae. The record is from RefSeq and is a predicted model, not a curated record. The transcript is spliced from 4 exons. Gene Ontology annotation, biological process: alcohol metabolic process.